GCCUUUUUUUCUUUAUUUUGUUUUGUUUUUUUUCCGAUUUGUUUAUUUAUUUUGAAUUCCAAUUUUCUAAUGCCUUAAAUGCUUUUACUUUGACAAUUUUGACAAUCUUACCGUUCAUUUAAUUAAUGUCUGAUAAUAAUGCCUGAAUCAACCGGAAAAUCAAAUGGUCGAAAAUCCGCCUACGAUACUUUACGGGCAAGUUUCGAAGUAUUGAAUGAUCAAUCCGAUAAUCCACAAAUAACCGAAGAUAAUAAAGCCGAUUGUAUUAGUACAACUGAUAUCGAUUUUCUUAAAGAUCUUAUCGAAUCUCCUGUGGUAAAAAAUUUAUUAAGAGUACAAGAACGUUUAGAAGAAACAGCUGAACGUAUACGACAAAAUCAACAACAAAACGAUCAAUGGUUUGAUGAUGCACGAUCGAUUGUAGAAGAAGUUAAAUCUAUUUGCCGUCAGCCACAAAUGUUACGACAUAAUCCUAGAGAAGCAAAAGAAUUAACACGUUUAUUGAAUGAUCCACAUGUUGAUGCAUUGAUUGAAGCACAUGAUCGUAUUGCUCAAAAAGAUUAUCGUGAAACAAAAUUAGCUACUGAAGAGGAAUACGAAAUGGAUGUAAUGAAUGGAAAUAAUGAAAUUGAUGGUGAUAUGGCCAUGGUAGGAUCUGCACAUGGAGAUAUGGCUACCAGUGCCAUACGAAUGGUUGGCAUACGUAAAUCAAAAAAUGAACCAUUAGGAAUGACCGUAAAAGUUGAAGAUGGUUUGGUUGUCAUUGCUAGGAUAUUAGCCGGAGGUCUUAUUGAAAAACAAGGAUUACUACAUGUUGGUGAUAUUAUAUUAGAAGUGAAUGGACAGGAAAUUGAUUCACCCGAACAAUUACAAGAAGAACUUCGAAAAUCUGAUGAAUCGGUAUUAUUUAAAAUUUCACCAUCGGCAAAAGAUUCUGUUCCAGCAUCAGCAUGUUUUAUGCGAGCACUAUUUUCAUAUGAUCCAAGUCAGGAUCGUUUACUUCCUUGCAAAGAAGUUGGUAUCGCAUUUAAACAAUGUGACAUAUUGGAAGUAUUAAAUCAAGAAGAUCCAAAUUGGUGGCAAGCACGUCGUGUUGAUUCACCAAAUAGUCGUGCCGGUCUAAUUCCUUCACAAGAACUGGAAGAACGACGACGAGCAUUUGUACGACCAGAAUUUGAUUAUGCAACUAAAACAAGUAUAUGCGGUACAAAAAUAACGAAAAAGAAGAAAAAAGAAAUGUAUCAUUUGCAAUCGAAUUUUGAAUUCGAUAAAGCAGAAUUAUGUCUAUAUGAAGAGGUGUGUCGUACGCCACCAUUCGAACGUAAAACACUUAUACUAAUCGGUGCACAAGGUGUUGGCCGUGGACAAUUAAAAAAUCGUAUUGUUGAAUAUGAUAAUGAACGAUUUGAAAUUCCAUUACCACAUACAUCAAGACCAAUUCGUGUUGGUGAAAAUGAUGGUCGUCAAUAUUAUUUUGUAUCACGUGAACAAAUGGAAAAAGAAAUUUCCGAAGGUAAAUAUCUUGAAUAUGGUGAAUAUCAAGGCCAUCUAUAUGGAACAAAAUUAGAUACAAUAAGAAAUGUUAUCAGAUCGGGUAAAAUGUGUGUUAUUGAUCCGAAUCCACAAUGUUUGAAAUUGUUAAAAAAUGCAGAAUUUAUGCCUUAUGUUGUAUUCAUAGCUGCACCAUCAUUAGAUCAACUUCGUUAUAUAAAUGAAAUGAAUCGUAGUAAUACAUACGGGUCUCGUACGUACUAUACGUUUGAUCGAGCAGUUGGACGAUCUAGACGUGGUCGUACAAUGCAAAGUUUAGCUGAAUUCUAUGAAGAUGAAGAUCUACAGGUGACAAUUGAAGAAUCGGCAAGAAUUCAAAGAUUAUAUGAAAAAUAUUUCGAUUUAACUAUUAUCAAUAAUAAUUAUGAAAAAACAUUUGAAUUGUUAAGAGAAUCAGUAGAUAGUUUAUCAAUCGAACAUCAAUGGGUACCGAUUAAUUGGAUAUAUAAUAGCGAUUAAUGAACAACAACAACAACAUUUCCUUUUUUUCACAUUAUUCUUUGCAUAAU
This is a messenger RNA of Dermatophagoides pteronyssinus (European house dust mite), 2060 nucleotides long. Its product is annotated as protein PALS2-like. Lineage: Eukaryota; Metazoa; Arthropoda; Arachnida; Sarcoptiformes; Pyroglyphidae. Gene Ontology annotation, molecular function: protein binding. The record is from RefSeq and is a predicted model, not a curated record.